Geodia barretti is the source of this 2208-nucleotide messenger RNA. The record is from the annotation of a GenBank genome assembly. NCBI's taxonomy places the organism in Eukaryota, Metazoa, Porifera, Demospongiae, Tetractinellida, Geodiidae.
AUGAGUAUCAAAUCCUUAGUGAGCCAAAUUCAAACAUAUAAUCCGGAUGCAGAGGUUGAACUUCUUGAACGCUGCUAUCGUUUCGCCCAAGAAGCGCACGAGGGGCAACAGCGAAAAUCCGGCGAACCCUAUUUUACGCAUUGCGCCAAAACCGCUGAGAUACUCGCCGAGCUUCGACUGGAUACGCACACGAUCUGCGCCGGACUCAUGCACGAUGUCCUUGAAGAUACACGGAUCACUCGCCAAGAAAUGCAGGUGCGCUUCGGUGCCAACAUUGCGAAUCUCGUCGAAGGUGUCACAAAGAUCGGUCAGUAUAAACCCAAUGUUACCUCCCAAGCCCCAGGCAUUACAAGUACGAUUGAUCGCCGCGUCCACCGAAAACGUCAAGCGGAAACCUAUCGGAAGCUCCUGUUAGCAACAGCGGAAGACAUGCGGGUAAUCCUCAUUAAACUCGCGGAUCGACUGCAUAAUAUGGAAACACUUGGGUUUCUCUCCAGCGAGAAGUGCCAGAGCGUCGCAAAGGAAACGUUGGAAAUUUAUGCCCCGAUCGCACACCGGUUGGGGCUUUGGCGUAUCAUGGGCCGCCUUGAAGACCUGGCGUUCAAGCAUCUCUACCCAGUCGAAUACCGAAAAAUUGCCGAACUCCUAAAUCAGAAGCUCGCUGAGCGAGAGGCGUACUGUGAGAAGAUGGUUAGGCAGAUUCGACAAGAACUCGAAACGCGGGAUGUGUUUGCCGAUAUUCAUGGGAGAACGAAGCAUAUCUAUAGCAUUUACCAGAAGAUGCAGCAGAAAGGGACACCCUUCAGUGAAAUCCGAGACCUGAUCGGUCUGCGAAUCCUUGUCAAGACUGAGGCGGAUUGCUACAUCGCACUCGGCGCACUUCAUCACAAAUGGAAUUACCAUCCGGAUCGACUUCGAGAUUGGAUCGGACAGCCUAAGAAAAACGGGUACCAAUCACUUCAUACCACGAUUCUUGAUGAUGGCAAACCUGUUGAGAUCCAGAUUCGCACGUAUCAAAUGCAUAAGGUUGCUGAAGAUGGUAUUGCGGCACAUUGGAGUUAUAAGGAAGGAAUACCGACGACCAAACAGGGACGUUCCAUUUUCGCAAGUUAUAAGCAGAUACUUGAAGAUAUACAGGAGACCCAGGAUAGUCCGCAUCAUUUUGUGGAGUCCAUGAAAUUGGAACUUUUUCAAGAUGAAGUCUAUGUUUUUUCGCCGAAGGGGGAUCUUUUUACGCUGCCUGCUGGCGCGACAGCGAUCGAUUUUGCCUAUAAGAUUCAUACCGACAUAGGGCAUACAUGUGUCGGUGCGGAGGUCAAUGGUGCUGUUGCACCGAUUCGACGUGUACUUCAGAGCGGCGACCAAGUCAAUAUUCGGACACAGUCGAAUGGAAAACCGAGUCGGAGUUGGUUGUCGUAUGUCAAAACCGCAACGGCACGGAGUAAAAUCAAUCAGUGGUUCCGUGAAAAGGAUAGGGCUGAUGCAUUGGAGUUGGGCAAGAAAUUUCUCGCGGCGGAGUUACGUGUUUCCUAUCUUAAUUCCCGUGAUUAUCUUAAUUCCCCGAAACUUCUUGACAUUGCUAAACAACUUAAACUCAAAAACCUUGAAGAACUUUACGUCCGAAUUGGCAAUGGCAAUGAAUCCGCUACCCAUGUCGUCAAUUUGCUAAAACCUGAGGUGCCGAAACCGGAAACCGCACAUCCAGAAAAGAUCGAUCAACGGAAAAGAGCCGAAUCACCGUCGGCUAUCCAACUUGAAAACGAUAUAGACUUGGGUAUGAUGCGAAUCAUGAAGUGCUGCAAUCCGAUCCCUGGGGAUCCGGUCGUCGGUUAUAUCACACGCGGACGCGGGGUUUCUGUCCAUAGAGCCGAUUGUAUCCGCAUCCUUGAUGAGCCAGAACGACUCUUAGCUGUCAAAUGGAGCGAAAGGCCUCUUUCUGAGAAUGGGAAUCACCCACCUGCUGUCUACCCCAUUAAAAUUCUCGUUGAAUGCAAUGACCAACCCGGUAUGCUCGGUGAAAUCACGACUGCUAUCGCACAAUCCAAAGUGAAUAUCCGCUGUGGAAUCUUCCAACCCUCUGCCGCUCACUAUGAUGCCGAAGCCUCUGACAAUCUAACUAUAGACGUGACAGGUGCCGAGCAACUCGAUGAAGUUAUGCAAACGAUUCGGGGCUUAAAAGGUGUACAACGUGUCACCCGUCGGUCCUAA